This is a messenger RNA of Paramecium sonneborni, 1449 nucleotides long. Lineage: Eukaryota; Ciliophora; Oligohymenophorea; Peniculida; Parameciidae. The record is from the annotation of a GenBank genome assembly.
AUGAUGAAAUGUUAUCAUAGAAACCAUGAAAAUGAUGCUGAUAUAUUUUGUAUAAAUGAGAAUUGCAAAGAAUUUCGAAUAUUUUGUUUUGAAUGUUAAAAAAAUGGUAUGCAUUAUGGUCACCCUGAAAGUUAUAAAAAAAUAAAAGAAGUGAUUUAAGAAUUAGUUAGUUUAUAAAAUAAUUAAAGAGAAAUUAUUGAUUAUUUGUAAAGUGUAAAGGACAAGAUAAAUAGUGAGUUUGAUAACUUAAUUUAAGGAUUAAGAUCAUAAUAAUUGAUAGAUUGGGAGAAUAUAAAAAAUCUGAAUGGUGAAGAAUGGAAUAAAAUAAUAUGUAAUCUUCUAAAAUAUAGAAAUAACAAGGAAAAAAAACUAUUAAGAAAUAUUUUGAGUAAUAACGCAACAUAUUUAAUAGAACAAUUGAAUAAUUAUCAUAAAGAAAUAUUUGUAGAGUUUGUUCCUAAUUUGGAGAGUAAAAGUUUGUAAAUUAUAGAUGAGGUUGAUAAUAAGAAUUUUAGUUAUGAAAUAAUGAAAGAAAGUAGUUUCAUAGAUAGUAAGUGUUACUCUUUUACUUUUAAUAAUAAGUAAUCAUAAAUGAUGGUUGGUUAUAGUAAUAGCAAAAUAAAAGUAUUUAAUUUUGAGAAUGGGUAAACAAGUUUAUUUUAAGAAUUGCAUGAUCAUGAAAAUAGUGUCUUUUGUUUGGAAUUUAUGAGAAAAUCAAAUAAAUUAGUUUCUGGAAGUGCUGAUGAAUCUAUUUGUAUAUGGGAAUAAAAUAAUGAUUUGAGAUGGUAACUUUAACAAUAAUUAAAUGGAAACUCAUAAUCUAUAAUUUGUUUGGCAAUAAAUGUUAAUGAGAAUGAAAUAAUAUGUGGUGGUUACAAUUCAUAAAUAAAACGUUGGAGAUAGUAAAGAAGUGUAUGGUAAUGCAUAUAAACAUUGAAAAUCAAUAAGGGUUCUAUAAAGAGUAUUGCUUAUAAUAAUUCAGAGAGUCAUUUAAUAUUUUGUAACAAUUUAAAAUAAAUAUUUGUUUGCUAAUAAUAAUAAGAUGAAUGGGAAAUAAAUAAAGAAAUAAAUGUUGAUGAUAGUGGAUAUAGAUUAAGUUUUAUAGAUGAGAAAACAUUUGCGUUUUAAAGAUAUUGUUAAGAAAUGUUAGAUAUAUAUGAUUUGGAUGGUAGAUAAGUAUAAUUAGUGGAAGUUGAUAAUGGAAAGAGUCGUAAUUGUAAUGAUUGGUUUCCAUAACGUUUUAUUAGAGAGAAAUGUAUUUUAGUAAAUAAAAAUGGAUCUUGUAUAAAUUUCAUAAAGGUAGAGAAAGAUGGAAAACUAGAAAUGAAAUUUAAUAUAGAAUUUUAGAGUCAUGAUAUCUGGGGAACAAUAACUUAUGAUGGAGAAUACCUUAUUACAUGGGAUGGAGACUCAAAGUAAAUAUAAAUUAGAAAAUAUGUUAUAAAAUGA